This is a messenger RNA of Xenopus laevis (African clawed frog), 745 nucleotides long. Its product is annotated as small proline-rich protein 2H-like. Lineage: Eukaryota; Metazoa; Chordata; Amphibia; Anura; Pipidae. The record is from RefSeq and is a predicted model, not a curated record. The transcript is spliced from 3 exons. The coding region runs from base 73 to 387 and encodes 104 amino acids.
GCUUCAUAUCAAACAAACAUCUUGUAAGGAAUUCAAGUGUGUCAGAAGAUACUACUGAACAAAACAUCAGCCAUGUCUGGAGUCAAAGGAGGCCGCAGCCAGUGCCAACAGAAGACUUACUGCCCAGAUCCAUGCCAGCCACAAGUCCUCUGCAAAGAUCCAUGCCAGCCUCAAGUUGUCUGCAAAGAUCCAUGCCAACCUCAAGUUGUCUGCAAAGAUCCAUGCCAACCUCAAGUUGUCUGCAAAGAUCCUUGCCAACAUACCAUAUGCCAUGACCCCUGCCAACCUGCCCAACAUUUCCACUGCCAAACUGUGCAUUGUACCCAAAAAGUUCACUAUGACCCAUGCCAUUCCUGCCAUCCUUGGCAAUUCCAUGGAAAGCACUGAAUAUUCCCACAUUUUUUUAGCAUGAGCUGAGUAGUUCAUUAGUCCACAAAGGCCUUCGGAUCUUCCAGUCCUACUAUCGCUUUUUCUGUCAUAGCUGUCUUAGUGCUUGCUUUUGCAUGUAUCUGUACUGAAUAUUGAUGUUACAUUAAAUUAUCCAGCUUUGGCAUACCUUGGUUUGUAUUUUUCAACAAAAAUAAUUGCUAUUUAGAGCAAUAUGCAAAUGGACACACAUCCAGAUAAGGAUAGCAAGUAUGUCUGCAUAGUCUUUCUAGGAAACUGUAUGUGCUGUGAAUAGACGCAGAGUUUUCAGCAUACCUCCCAACUGUCCUGUUUUUCGUGGGACAGUUUCGAUUUUGAC